Fusarium vanettenii 77-13-4 is the source of this 1230-nucleotide messenger RNA. RefSeq lists its product as uncharacterized. NCBI's taxonomy places the organism in Eukaryota, Fungi, Ascomycota, Sordariomycetes, Hypocreales, Nectriaceae. The record is from RefSeq and is a predicted model, not a curated record. The annotation marks the transcript as partial. Gene Ontology annotation, biological process: regulation of DNA-templated transcription. The transcript is spliced from 3 exons. Gene Ontology annotation, molecular function: DNA-binding transcription factor activity, RNA polymerase II-specific; zinc ion binding.
AUGGGGCACACUUCCGACUCGGAAGCCUCCAAACGAAAGCGUGACGUUGAUGAUGCUGGUGGUCAACCAGGACGUGCCCAGCUUGCACCCGCAUCCGCAUCCCUACAGCAAGGCAUCCCCGGCUACAUCCACUAUCUCCCAAGGUCAAACACCUCUCACUUGAGUCUAAUACAAGGUGAUGGCGAUACCUUUGCCGAUAUCCUCGGUCUCAUCGCCGAAUACGAAGCCACUCUCGACAGGCACGAGAGCCUUGCAUCAGGUCUCGGAGCCAAGUUGACUGGCCCACGCCUUCUCAGGGGCAUUGAGAAAUUUUUUGAUGGGCCAAUCAAAACCACACCUCUUCAGCCUUUCUCCAACCCCAUCAGUUGGCUGGAUGUGGUCAUUUACGCAAGAUCCAACCCCAAAGACUUCAAUCUUGUCCCCAAGCCGGAUGGUUCUAGAUGCUGUCAGUUCCUACUCAAGGGCUCUCAGGUCGAAAUCACCGAAGAUGACUGGCGUCUGGUUUGGUCAGGCGCUCUUGACCGCUUCCCCCUUGACCACCCCCUUGAGGAAGAUGAAACGGCGGAAAUGGCGACGCUAGAUAUUCUCGAGCAGAGAACAUCCAUUCUAUACAAGAAGGCUGACGAGGUCGCGGCAAGGGCUCGCAUUCUCAACCACCGGCUUGGACAGAGAAAGCAGGACAUUCGCCGGCGCCGAAACGCGCAGGAUCCUUCUUCAAGGUUUCCAGCUAACAGUGCCAACCAAAGAGGCUCAAAUUUCGGUUCAGGAUACGAUUUACAUGCGGACCUUCUUCAGCAGUUUCUCACUGCCUCCACCUCGCCACCUCCUUCACGAUCGACAUCCGUAACUGGAGUGCCCCUUACCACUCUCAGUCAGCCAUCGCCAUCUCACAGUACAACGUAUACCCAGACUCAUGUUCCUCGCUUCUCUGGACACUCGACGGAGUCCUUGAUGCAGCCUGCGGUUGACAGCAGAGAGACUGCCUUUCGAUCUCUUAUCACGCAGAGGACAGAUCAACUGGGCAAAGGUGAUGCGAUCAACCCUCCCUGCGACCGAUGCCGGCGCUUGCGAGUGGAAUGCAUCAAACAUCUGACGGCCUGUUCAGGUUGUACCAAGAAGCAUGCAAAGUGCAGCUGGAAGACGGUCACGGACGAGGAGUUUCGGCGGCUCAAGCGGGAGAUGGGUCUCCGGGACGAAAUGGAUAUUGACGGACAGUCAGAGGCCGGACCA